AUGGGCUCAUUCGUGACCACCUUCCUUGGUGGGUUAGGAUUCAUAGCAGUUGGAUGCUUCCGAGCAUUUAGGGCAUCAAUUGCUCCUCCUUCUCCCUCAAUCUCAGACAAAAAACGGCCCUUCUACUCUCUCGAGCUGACCCUGAUCGCUGCCGUAUCCUUUCUCUUCCUUCUUAACUCCUUCGUCCUGAUUUUCAAGGCGUUAGAGAUCUCAGAUCACCUUGGGUUCGCCCUCCAGCUCCAGAACUCCGCCGUUUCCUCCCUCUUUCUCCUCUAUUCCGUCGUGGGUAUCGCUGAUUUCUUCACGGACUGCCUCCCGCUUUCGCCCUCGAUCCGGAAUCUCGUAGCCCUUUUUGCCUUCCUGGAAGAAUUCCUCCUCUUCUACUACCAGAAGAAGGACCCGGCCGGAGUCGAGAAUCGCUACUUCAGCCUUCUGCUGGUACCGAUUGCUAUCUGCAUCUGCUGCAUCGUUCUGGAGAUCUCGUACCCUCGUUCUCGAUUCCCUGGAUUGGGGAUCGGAAUCGGCCUGAUUCUUCAGGGUACUUGGUUUCUGCAAAUGGGUUUCUCCUUCUUCACGAGUUGGAUCACGCACGGUUGCUUUCUGCACGAGCGGAGCCGGGGAGAUUACAGCAUCAAGUGUAAAGGGCACGCUGAGUAUCAUCGAAGCAGAGCAAUUGCCACUCUACAAUUCAAUCUGCAUCUGGCUGCGCUCGUAAUCUUGACGGUUGGGGCGUAUUCGAUACUGAGUAGGAAGAUGGGUACUCGGGAUUAUGAUUCUUAUAAGAGGAUCAGCCGGAACGAAGAGUUGCAGGAUAUGGGGAACGUGAAUUAUGGGCAAUUCACGCUGGAUUCAGAUGAAGAGGAGGCAGUGGAUGAGAUAAUUGUGGAAAAGCAGCAGCCAACGUCGGCAUCUGCACCGAAGACUAAUGGUUUGAGUAAUAACUGA
Messenger RNA from Nymphaea colorata (pocket water lily), 945 nucleotides. RefSeq lists its product as uncharacterized. Lineage: Eukaryota; Viridiplantae; Streptophyta; Magnoliopsida; Nymphaeales; Nymphaeaceae. The record is from RefSeq and is a predicted model, not a curated record. The transcript has a single exon. Bases 1 to 945 code for a protein of 314 amino acids.